Molecule: messenger RNA, 1638 nt
Organism: Saccharomyces eubayanus
Lineage: Eukaryota; Fungi; Ascomycota; Saccharomycetes; Saccharomycetales; Saccharomycetaceae
Gene: NDD1
Product: Ndd1p
Exons: 1
Coding region: 1-1638 (545 amino acids)
Source: RefSeq, a predicted model, not a curated record
AUGGAUAAAAACACAGGCUACCACCAAAAAUUUACAACUACCGGGGCGGCGGCUGCUUCUUCAAGGCAGCUUCCCACGGAUAAUAACGCAGAUACAAAUUUUUUAAAAGUGAUGUCGGAGUUCAAGUACAAUUUUAACAGUCCGUUGCCCACAACUACUCAAUUCCCGACUCCUUACUCCUCUAAUCAGUACCAGCAGACGCAGGACCAUUUUGCCAACACGGACGCACACAACAGCUCCAGUAACGAAUCGUCACUGGUAGAGAACAGUAUCUUACCACAUCAUCACCAGCAGAUACAGCAACAGCAACAACAUCUUGGCUCGAUUGUGCCACCCGCAGUGACAAGAACAGACACCAGUGAGACCCUGGACGAUAUCAACGUCCAACCUUCAUCAGUCUUACAGUUUGGGAAUUCCUUGCCCGGCGAGUUUCUGGUUGCCUCCCCCGAACAAUUCAAGGAGUUUUUAUUAGAUUCUCCCUCUAAUAGCUUCAAUUUUUUUCACAAGACACCGGCAAAAACACCGCUUCGAUUUGUCACAGAUUCUAAUGCUGCUCAGCCGACCAUAGUAGACGACUCUAAUCAACAACAAAAUAUCUUUAGCAACGCGGAAUUGAACAAUCUUUUAAAAAGUAAUGGGAAAAUGUCUUCCUCGUUAUCUGCCGGUGCAUUCUCGCGUACUCCGUUAAGCAAAAUCGAUAUGAAUCUCAUGUUUAACCAACCAUUAGCCACAUCUCCAUCAAAGAGGUUUUCUUCUUUAUCACUGACGCCAUAUGGUAGAAAAAUUUUAGGCGAUGUUGGUACGCCGUAUGCGAAGGCGUUGAUAUCUUCCAACAGUGCGCUGGUAGAUUUCCAGAAGGCGAGAAAGGAUAUCCAUACUGAUACAACCAAUAUUGGCUCGAUAAAUACCACUAAUAUCUUACAAAGAACACCGUCAAGAUCCAAUGGUAAGAAAAUAUUCAUCAAAACCCCCCAGGACGCUAUCAACGGUACUAGCACACUCACCAAGGACCACGAAAACAAACCAGAUUUGUAUGGCUCUUCGCCUACAACUAUUCAACUAAAUUCAUCGAUAACAAAAUCUAUUUCCAAAUUGGAUAACCCCAGAAUUCCCCUAUUAGCCUCCAGAUCGGAUACCAUAUUAGAUUCCAAUGUGGACGAUCAGUUAUUUGAUUUGGGGUUGACUAGACUACCCUUAUCUCCAACACCAAAUUGUAAUUCUUUACAUAAUUCAACCGCAAGGGCCACCGCAUUACAAAUUCCUGAACUACCCAAGAUGGGGUCCUUUAGGAGCGAUACUGUCACCAAUCCUAGCCCAAGUUCAAAUACGAUUUCUUUCAAAAGCAAAUCUGGUAAUAAUAAUUCAAAAGGCAGGAUCAAAAAAAAUGGGAAAAAACCCUCUAAAUUUCAAAUUAUUGUAGCAAAUAUUGACCAAUUCAAUCAAGACGCAUCAUCAUCAUCAUCAUCUCUAAAUAAUAAUACAAACACUAAUGCAGGAAUUUCAAAUUCAAGUAUGCCAAAGAAAAAGGCUAAUAAACUUAAAAGAUCACAAUCUUUACUUUCGGACUCCAAAUCUAAAUCGCAAGCAAAGAAAAAUUGUAAUCCGAAACCCAAUGAAAACUUAUUCAAUUCACAAUGA